Molecule: messenger RNA, 970 nt
Organism: Cladocopium goreaui
Lineage: Eukaryota; Dinophyceae; Suessiales; Symbiodiniaceae
Source: the annotation of a GenBank genome assembly
AUGGAGUGUCACACAGCACUUCUCCGAAGUGAUGGAAAUGCUGCGGCUUGUGGAAGCAACGGGGGUGGACAAUGCAUCAUUCCACCAUUGGUUGAUGGAAUUUCAUAUACCCAGGUUUCUGCCGGCCAAAAUCACACAGUACUUCUCCGAAGUGAUGGCAAUGCUGUGGCUUGCGGACAGAAUUCGGUUGGACAAUGCACCAUUCCACUGUUGGAUGAGGGAAUGUCAUAUACCCAGGUUUCUGCCAGUCAAGAUCACACAGUACUUCUCCGAAGUGAUGGCAAUGCUGUGGCGUGUGGAAGGAAUUGGUCUGGACAAUGUGCCAUUCCACCAUUGGAUGACGGAAUUUCAUAUACCCAGGUUUCUGCCGGCGCCAAUCACACAGUGCUUCUCCGAAGUGAUGGCAAUGCUGUGGCUUGCGGAGAGAAUUCGUAUGGAGAAUGCACCAUUCCACUGUUGGAUGACGGAAUGUUUCUGCCGGCGCCAGUCACACAGUACUUCUCCGAUGUGAUGGCAAUGCUGUGGCGUGUUUCUGCCGGUGAAGAGCACACAGUACUUCUCCGAAGUGAUGGCAGGGCUGUAGCUUGCGGAGGGAACACUACUGGACAAUGCAACCUUCCGACUCCUGAUCCAGGGACAUGGUACGUUGCAGAUGUGUCAGUUGGUCAAAUCCUUGUGUUACAACUAGAGUGCGCUCGUCAAGAUGAUGCUAUGCUGCUGACUUGCUCCGGUCUCACUGGAAUCGAAACGAUACGUUUGAAUGCCAGUCCAUCUGAUCCUGCCUGGAAUACGCAGAAACGCAUCGCGCGUGAAUUGCAGGUUCCACUCCAAAGUCUUCGAGUGGUCUUACCUGACGGACAGUUGUUGGCCGCAGUUUGCCAGGCAAAGCCAGGGGCCAGCCUUGCAGAUGUCAGUGAAGCUCGAAAGCUUCGGUGUCUCGGCUAGCUUCGAAUCGGACAGAAUUGGAUGG